Molecule: messenger RNA, 441 nt
Organism: Rotaria socialis
Lineage: Eukaryota; Metazoa; Rotifera; Eurotatoria; Philodinida; Philodinidae
Source: the annotation of a GenBank genome assembly
AUGCAAUACUGUCCUUCAGGAACCUAUCAGCCAGUACCAGGGAGCUACUCGAUCAGAGCUUGUUUGAACUGUAGUAUUGGCACCUACAAUCCAUCUGUCGGACAAACCAGCUGCUAUAGUUGCCCUGUGGGCUCUUAUUGCGAUGUAAUUGGAUCAAGUAACUUUUUAUCAUGUCCUUCUGGAACCUAUCAAUCAUCCAUGGAUAGUAUUUCGGCUCAAGCUUGUUUGAAUUGUCGUGUUGGCAACUAUAGUCCAUCCAUUGGACAGGCUAGCUGUUUGAAUUGCCCUUUGGGCUAUUACUGUGAUUCAGUUGGAGCAAGUAGCGCACGCAUUUGUCCUUCCGGGACCUAUCAACCAAUUCCAGAUAGUAUCUCGGUUGAAGCUUGCUUGAGUUGUACGAGCACUACGAACAAUAUAUAUCCUGGGCAAAUUACUUGCUAA